Molecule: messenger RNA, 871 nt
Organism: Larimichthys crocea (large yellow croaker)
Lineage: Eukaryota; Metazoa; Chordata; Actinopteri; Sciaenidae
Gene: aamdc
Product: adipogenesis associated, Mth938 domain containing
Exons: 5
Coding region: 148-516 (122 amino acids)
Biological process (GO): positive regulation of fat cell differentiation
Cellular component (GO): cytoplasm
Source: RefSeq, a predicted model, not a curated record
CUAGUUUGUGGCGCAUGCGCAGUUCAUGACUCGGUCUAACGCGGACUUUAAACUUGUUGCAAAGAUCGUCGAUGAAGAGAUUCCUGCUCAGGAGGAAGAAGACGUUGAGGAUCAGCUGUGAUCGUUUGUGGACAUCGAGACAAGAUCAUGAGCUCUCCAGAGAUCGCCUCGCUCUCCUGGGGCCACAUGAAGGUGAAGGGAUGCUCCUCCAGCUACAAAGACUGUAAGGUCUGGCCCGGAGGCAGCCGGGCCUGGGACUGGAGAGAGACCGGCACCGAUCAUCGUCCAGGAGUUCAACCUGCUGACCUGGAGGAGGUGCUGAGGAAAGGAAUCGACCUGCUGGUCAUCGGCAGAGGCAUGAGCGAGGCUCUGCAGGUUCCCGCCUCCACUCUGGACUUUGUGAAGCAGAAAGGUGUGGACGUCAGAGUCCUGCAGACAGAGAAGGCCGUGGCGGAGUACAACAAGCUGGCUGGUCAGGGCGCCAAGGUGGGCGGUGUCUUCCACUCCACCUGUUGAUCAUCUCACCAUUGCCUCUCUGAGAUGAUGCACAGAACACGAGGCGCAGCCUGUAGUGCAUCGCUGCCUCUGUUUGCCAAAUGUAGAGCCGGCUCCUCGAGCUCUCAGCAUGAGCACAGACGCCUUAAUGCUUCAGAUAAAGACCAGAGUUCGUUUACUGACGAGCUCAGAGAUCAUUUAAAUCUAUAAAUGAGGCCUGAGUGUGACUCAGCUGUUUUUAGGAUGAAGAUCUGCUUGUAACUGAUCAAACUGAAGACACAGUUUUCUUAUGAUCAUGUGUUGGUAAUGAAUGUACGGAUGUUUUUCAGGAGUUUGCUUGUUUGCUACAAAAUAAAACUAGAACAUGAAUCAUCAA